AUGAAGUAAAUUGGCCAUUAUACAUACGAUGAAAUAAAUUGUCUCGGAUAAGGAGCAUAUGGCAAGGUCUAUGAAGGAUUAAACACUCUCAACAACGAAACAGUUGCCAUCAAGAAGUUGGACUUGAUACUCUUCGAAAAGGAUAAGUACUUGCGUAAACAAAUAGGUAAAUCAUCUAUAUAAAAUCAUCCAAGUUUAGGAGAUAGAAAUCAUGAGCAAACUCAAUCACAAGAACAUAGUCAAAUUUGUUGAGCUCUUGGCCACCAAGAAGUCCUUAUUCAUUGUGACUGAAAUGUGUCGUAAUGGAGAUCUUAAAUCAUUGAUUGCCAGCAAAAAUAUUAGUGAGUAACAAGUACGCUCAUCAAUCUAUGACCUAGGCCAUCGACAUUAUGCUCUAAAUACUCGAAGGCUUCAAAGAAUUGAUUAAGAGUGGUGUCAUUCAUCGAGAUAUGAAACCAGCCAAUGUUCUCAAUGACAUGGGUACUGUCAAAAUUGCAGAUUUCGGAUUUGCCAAAUACGUUGAGAAUUACUCCUCACAAUUGCUUAAGUCCUGUGUUGGAAGUCCCCUCUACAUGGCUCCAUAAGUCUUGGAAAGACAUCAUUACAGCACUAAAUGUGAUAUCUGGUCACUCGGCGUCAUCUUUUAUGAAAUGUUACACUUUGAUGUACCAUGGAAGGGCAGGGAUGAAGAUGACCUCCUACACAACAUCAAAACUUAACCCUUAUAAUUCAAAAACGAUCUCAGCUCUUUUUCAAAGCAAUUUCUAACCAUCGUAAAUGUUUCUAUUUAUCUAAGACUCUUGUCAUUGAAGAGGAGAAUCGAGCUUCAUGGAAUCAAAUUUUUGAUCUCUCCAAUACUUCUGAAUUACAAAAGUCUGUUUCUGCUGAAGAUAUCAAUGAGGAGAGCAUAUAAAAAUUACCUACUUGGAUUCAAAGACCUAGCAUUUCAUAACGAUAAGACAAAAAAGUCGACGAAUAGAAGUACCAAUAGAUUGAGGAAUUACAAUCACUAAGAAAACAGAUAGCUUAUUAGCACUUCAUUAUGACAGAGUGCUAUACAGAACAGAUUAAUAAUGAGAAUAACGGGGAAUUACAAUAGGAGAGUAUCAAAUAAUUGUUGAAUUAUAUCAAUGAAAAUGUUGUUAAAGAAUCAUAAGAAUUGAUCUAAGUAAGUUACAUGAUUACAAUAGGCUAGCAUUGAUCUGUAUUAGAAAUUGUAAUAAAAAAACUUGCUUUGGAAAAUGCAGGAACAAUUAAAUGCAGAGCAUAAUUAUUAUAUGUAGAUGUAGGUUGAUGCUAAGAAAUUGUUUGCUCUAAACUAAUAUUAAGGGAAACCUGAUGAUAAAUAAAUUAUUGAAGCAAAAAAUUAAUUGUAAAAAUGCAAAAAUUCAAAUGUAAACAAUUCAUUAUUGAUAACAUAGAUAGGCUGCUUCAAUGUUGUUAGAUUUGAUAAAUAAUUCAAAUUGGAAAAAAUGA
Molecule: messenger RNA, 1476 nt
Organism: Paramecium octaurelia
Lineage: Eukaryota; Ciliophora; Oligohymenophorea; Peniculida; Parameciidae
Source: the annotation of a GenBank genome assembly